Messenger RNA from Micromonas pusilla CCMP1545, 766 nucleotides. RefSeq lists its product as uncharacterized. The record is from RefSeq and is a predicted model, not a curated record. The transcript has 2 exons. Lineage: Eukaryota; Viridiplantae; Chlorophyta; Mamiellophyceae; Mamiellales; Mamiellaceae. The coding region runs from base 56 to 766 and encodes 236 amino acids.
AGAGCAUCCUUCGCACGUCGCGCGGAACGACUCGAAGAAACAAACGACGGAAACCAUGGCGGCAUCGAACGCCGAAUCUGAUAACGCGCCGGUAACGACCUCCGCGCCGCCUCCGCCUCCUCGCGUGCAAGCCCCCGCGAGGAAGCCGCCGCCGUCGACGGGGCCCUCCGCGUCCUUAAAGAAUGAAGGCAAAGGCAAAGGCAUCGCGGGGAAGAUCUUCGGCUUCGUCCUCGGGACGUCGUCCACGACCGUCAGGCUAGACAUGCAACGCCCAGCGUUCACGCGCGACCGCGCGCGACAGACCAAUCACAACGGAUGGGGCGACGGCCCCGCGGACGUCCGCGGCGAGAAGUCGGACGGACCCGUGCGUCACAACUUCAACGUCGAGCAGACGCGACUCAAGGUGACGCAGAAGUGGGAGGCGGGCGCGUUCACGCGCCUCGGCGACGGCGGCGCGAAGAAAUCGCGCGUCGACCUGGGCGUCGGCCUCGACGUGAGCCUCAUGGAAGCCGAGGUGCUCCCCGAGUGCCGCGUCCGCGUGCGGCUCGGGAACGACAAGUACUCCCCGAACAUCUACCUCCGCGCGCUGCCGCGCCAAGAGAUCGUCGCGCGCGGCCGCGUCCCUCUGCUCAACACGGACUUAUCCCUCGGCGUGCGCGUGGAGGUGAGACUGGUCCCCAUACGACCCCGUUCGCGAUGUGCACGCCGUUCCUUAAGGACUUUUACCGUCGUCACUCUUCACCCGCGCUUCCCUUUCAACGUUUGA